Molecule: messenger RNA, 653 nt
Organism: Eurytemora carolleeae
Lineage: Eukaryota; Metazoa; Arthropoda; Copepoda; Calanoida; Temoridae
Gene: ytr
Product: U4/U6.U5 small nuclear ribonucleoprotein 27 kDa protein
Exons: 2
Coding region: 45-434 (129 amino acids)
Biological process (GO): RNA splicing
Cellular component (GO): precatalytic spliceosome
Source: RefSeq, a predicted model, not a curated record
AUCGAAAAUCUUUCACAAAACAGUAUUUUCAGAUUUGAUAAAAUAUGCCUCGUAGCAGGAGUAGGAGUAGGUCACCUAGACGAAGGAGAUCCAAGUCCAGGGAUAGGGGGGAGAGACGUCGACGAGACCGAGAUGAUUCUCGGGACAGGAAAAGAGAACGGGUUCGAUCUCGUGAGCGUCCUGUUGGUCCUAAACCUGUCCUACCCGUCCCUCCUCCAGCAAUGAAAUAUCUAACUGAGAAAGAUACGGAAGGGAAAACUCAGGAUGAGAUUGAUAUGAUGAAGAUCAUGGGUUUCUCCGGGUUCAACACAACCAAGAACAAGAAGGUUGAGAACAAUGACUCCGGAGCUAUCCAUACUCAUAGCAAGAGGAAAUAUAGACAGUACAUGAAUAGAAAAGGAGGGUUCAACAGACCUCUAGACGCCAUUCUUUAAAUAUAAAAUUUUUAUUUAUAUCUCUCAAUAAUAUUAAUUUUGUAUGUUUUGAAACCCCCCCUUUCCAGCUACCUAAUACGUCAAAAUUGAAGAUGAAAAAAACGAGUCAUAUUGUUAUUUUAUGUUUUACUAAUAUAAAAUAGAUUUUUUAAUAUAAAAACUAGACAAUAUCCUUAUUUCUUAUUGAUUCUAGUUUAUUCGAACAAUUUUUUCUUCAGA